Molecule: messenger RNA, 285 nt
Organism: Miscanthus lutarioriparius
Lineage: Eukaryota; Viridiplantae; Streptophyta; Magnoliopsida; Poales; Poaceae
Source: the annotation of a GenBank genome assembly
AUGAUCAAGCUGAGGUACCCCAAGAAGCUGUUCAGGAGGAGCUCCUCCAAGGGCAGCACUGCCAGCAGCAGCAGCGAUGGCGAUGCCGGCAGCGUCCGCGGCGGGGAGAUCGAGUGGGAGGUUCGGCCCGGCGGCAUGCUGGUGCAGAAGAGGGACGGCAGGGCGGACGUGGAGGUCAUCACCGUGAGGGUCGCCACCGGCUUCUCCUGGCACGACGUCUCCGUUGUGGCUACCUGCACUUUUGGUGAGUACUCGUGCUCUGCAUCUUUGCUGCUACUGUAUUAA